AGAAAAUUUACAGUUUGUUUACAACUUUGAAGUGUCUAAAAGCAAUGAGAAAAAAGCAAGAGGAAGUGAUGAAAGAACUUUCAGAAAGAAGAAGCAGCAAAAAGUGUUUGCUUAUCAGCUUCAUAGCAAUAACAUCUACAGAUGAUGCCACCAAGCAUUGCUGCUGAUUGUCCUCAAGUGUGCUUUCUUCAAAGGAAAAAAGGAGUGGAAAGGGAGAAGCUGCUUGUUUUAGAUAAUGGCUUUGUUGUCUUUGAUGGGUUCACUUUUCCUCCUUCCUGGGUGUUUCUGUGAUCUGAAUGGCCCAACAACUGUGUUUGCAGUUGUAGGCACCUCAGUACAUGUAAACUGCACCUAUGAUCAAAAGUAUGAAGCAAAUGUGAAAUAUUGGUGCAGAAGAAUGAACAGAGAUUGUCCAAUCAUUAUUCAGACUUCAGGGUCAGAGAAACUGGAGAAAGUAGAGAGAAUCUCUAUUAGAGACAACCAUGCAUCACUCCAGUUCACUGUUACAAUGGAUAACCUAACCAGCAUGGAUACUGGAACCUACAACUGUGGGGUAAAUGUGAAUGGAGGUCCAAAUCAAUUGGCUCCUGUUGAUGUGACAGUAACCACUGAAAAAUCAAAUAGUCCUAAGCUCAGCCAUGACUUCUUUUCCAGCCUGGAUUCUAGUUCCAUCAGUUACCUGGUUUAUGUGUCUUUCAUGGUAUCAAUUGGCUUGAAAAUGCCCAUCCUCCUUUGUCUGACCUUUGCAAUGGGCUGGAUGUAUAAAAGGGACAAGCAGUCAUCUGCCCAGGUAGCAUCUGAGACACCUUCAUAAGAGCCCAAAACCUCAAACUCUGCACAGUUUAUUCUGAACAGCACAUCAAAAUCAAGAAGAUACAAGAACUAAACAUACAAAGUGGAUUCCGCUUUCACUCUUCUACUCACAUUUUCAUUCUGGAGGAAAAAAAAAAGAGGAAGAGGAAAGAGAAAUUGCCUAAUAAUACCCUUAUUGUUCAGAGGUUAAUGGAAGGUCUAGGGUUCCCCAGAACUAUUCAUCAGGCUGGGCAAUACAGAAACCAAUGGAUGCAGAAAGAAACAGAAAAAUCCCAAUAUUAGGCCAGAUUUUGUGUCUUGUUGUAGUUUAGAUUCAGUCUCAAGAUGGAGAUAACAGGCUAAUGAAUCAUCUGUGGGUCUACAUUUAUCAGGAUAUAUUCUGGGAUAGAGGGAUAUCAUUGUGUAGUAGUGUGUGUGAAAGAGAGAUUGCCAUUGUUAUUAUGAUAAUAAACUGAAUAAUAAAUUGAAUGAUAACUUGAUGGGUGCCUAAAUAAUCCGAAGGACCAGAUCAUGUC
This is a messenger RNA of Anolis sagrei ordinatus, 1328 nucleotides long. RefSeq names its product CMRF35-like molecule 7. Lineage: Eukaryota; Metazoa; Chordata; Lepidosauria; Squamata; Anolidae. Gene Ontology annotation, cellular component: plasma membrane. The record is from RefSeq and is a predicted model, not a curated record. Gene Ontology annotation, molecular function: transmembrane signaling receptor activity.